Monomorium pharaonis (pharaoh ant) is the source of this 4038-nucleotide messenger RNA. Its product is annotated as carboxyl-terminal PDZ ligand of neuronal nitric oxide synthase protein. The record is from RefSeq and is a predicted model, not a curated record. The coding region runs from base 1394 to 3286 and encodes 630 amino acids. The transcript has 12 exons. NCBI's taxonomy places the organism in Eukaryota, Metazoa, Arthropoda, Insecta, Hymenoptera, Formicidae. Gene Ontology annotation, molecular function: nitric-oxide synthase binding.
CUCCGUUUCGCCGAUCAGCCGUGGGUCGUGACCUCGGGCACAAGGCACGGCUGACGGCCUCGGCCGGCUGCUGUCGGACGCGCUCGGCGACGACCGCGCGCCACCUCAGGAGGCGGCGCGGUGGCGCGCGCGCGUACGGCACAAGCCGGGGCUACAUACAGCAUACAGGCUCGCGGGCACGGCUCUCAGUGCGACGCCGGGUGCCGUUCGCGGUGGGGAUGUGUCCACGUCGCGUACCGCGUCCGUAGGGCCCCUGCACGCGCUUACGCUCCGGUGACGUCGUCAGCCGCGCGACUGACUCCUCUCCCCCGUGGUCGGACGCGCGCCGCCCUCUCGUUCGCGUACGUCUGUGCUACGUGCUUCAUCCCCUCCUGCUCCGUGCUGCGGGUAUUUUUUUUUUCUUUUUCUUCCCCCCCUCUCUCUCUCUCUUUCUCUCUCUCGCUUUCUUUCUCUCCCUCUCUCGGGGCCUGACGGCCUGAGACCUGAGAGCGGGAAGGAGCGGUAGCGCGCGCGUUGUUGCGGUCUAUCGACUCCUCGCGCUCGAGCGGGGAUAACAUCGAGGUGUGCGGCGCGAACGUCGUGCUAUGCCAGUAUAAAUAUUGUUCUGUCGCUUCUCUCGCGCGAGCCGCAGCUUCUUCUCCACUCCCUUCGCCCUCUCUCUCUCUUUCUCUCUCUCUCUCGUGUCUUCUCCCGUUUUUUCCCUCCCAUCAUCCUAUCUUUCUCUCUUUCUCUCUUCUCGAAUUCCUCAUUGUUUCGUCGCUGGUCGCGCGCGCGGCUCGCGGCCGCACGCUCGAUGCGCCGUCGUGCUUCCCUCGUUCGACGAACGCGAAUUAUUCGUGUGACAAACGCGAGUGACAAUCGGGGGCUCGUACCAGUGACUCUUCCCGCGGUGCGGAAUGGCCGGAGUAUUUAUCCCGUGUAAUCCCGCAGGACGCGGCUCCGGUGAGCCGCGGUGAUCGUGCCGCUCUGUCAUCUGUUUCCAAGAAAAGAUAGAGGGGGAGAGAAGGAGAGAGAGGAAGAGACAGAGCGAGAGGACUGGCCUCUACCUGCCGAGCGAGCGACCGAGACUGUGGUGUGUACGUGGUAUGGCUCGUCGUCGGUGGUUCCUCACCGCCUUUAUUACAGCGGAACCCGAAUGCGUGCGCGAACGCGAGCGUCGCCGUACCCCUCUCGCCUGACCGGCCUACCCGCCGCCACUGUAAGGCUGCGUUCACACGUGAAAUCGAUUUUCGCGCGGGGACCGUCGCCGUCAUCGUCGUCGUCCUCAUCCGGCCGUACCUCGCCAGGGAGGAGACGCAUUACCGCGGUUAAUGAACGGAACCAACGCCGGCCGAUCGUCCAAUCAGCUUUUAGCCAGGCUGGACGAGCGUAGUCGAAUGCAGCUGGGCUCAGCAUGCCCUCUAAGAAGCAGUACAACCUCGUACAUAAUGACGAGUACGACACGCGAAUACCGCUGCACAGCGAGGAGGCGUUCCACCGCGGAAUCGUGUUCCACGCCAAGUUCAUCGGCUCUAUGGAGGUUCCGCGACCGACUAGCCGAGUGGAGAUCGUGGCGGCGAUGCGAAGAAUCCGCUACGAAUUUAAGGCCAAAGGGAUCAAGAAAAAGAAAGUGACGCUGGAAGUCUCGGUGGACGGGCUAAAAGUGACCCUACGGAAAAAGAAGAAGAAACAGCAGCAAUGGAUGGAUGAGAAUAAAAUUUAUCUGAUGCAUCAUCCGAUUUACAGGAUAUUCUACGUCUCGCACGACAGCCACGAUUUAAAAAUAUUUAGUUACAUUGCCCGUGACGGGAGCAGCAAUACUUUCAAGUGUAACGUCUUCAAAUCUAGCAAAAAGAGUCAAGCGAUGAGGGUAGUCAGGACGGUUGGGCAAGCUUUCGAGGUGUGCCAUAAGUUAAGCAUAAGCAACACUACGGAGGAACGUGGCGAGAAAGACGGGGAGAAUCACGGUGAAAAUUACGGUGAUGUUUACGAGGACCAAGAUGAAAUUCCUAACGAGCAAUCUCAGCCUUCUCCGUCGCCGGUACAUAAAGACAUAUCAUUAUUGGGGGAUACUGAAGAUUCGGUUCCCGAGCAAACGUCCGUUACCUGUCUGCUUCGAUCACACGACGGACCGGCGACGACAACCUCUACCUCACCAAUCAGGCAGUCGCCGUCGGGCACGGUGACCUCCGAGUGCGGAGGUUUAUUGGUGGGAGGCGAAUUAACAGCCCUGAAACACGAAAUACAGCUUCUGCGUGAACGUUUGGAGCAACAGAGUCAACAAACCAGAGCUGCCGUUGCCCAUGCGCGACUCCUUCAAGAUCAGCUGGCGGCGGAAACGGCAGCGCGCGUCGAAGCUCAGGCGAGGACGCACCAACUUCUAGUGCAGAAUAAGGAAUUGCUAGAACAUAUAAGUGCGCUGGUGGGCCAUCUGAGGGAACAGGAGCGUGUUUCCGGUGGUCACGUGACCACCUCGCAGUCGCAAAUCCCGACGCCCGCGUCCAUGCAGCAGAACGCGGCGGUUCCCGACCUGUCGGGCCUCGGCCAGUGCCAACGGACCGGGGGCCAGAGUUCGCCAUGGGAAUUGGAUCCACCGACCUUUCCGUACUGUACAUAUCCGCCGGAAUCGCUGUAUUCUAGUGGUCUCGGCGCCAUGGGAAUCCAGAGCAAUAACACCGCUACGGAUCAAUUGCAGUUCCAGACGCAGCUGCUGGAAAGACUGCACAAUCUAAGCCCGUUUCAGCCUCAGAGAUCGCCCUACAAUACACCGUCGCCGUAUGCAAUGGGCCCAAGUCUACUUCUACCUCCAUGCGGCGGUCCAUCGAAUUCAGCCCAGCUAUCCCCAAAUUCCCUGAGAAUCUCCCAACCGAACAGUUUCUCCUCGUCGCCUAUUAUGGCUCACAAGCUCGAAAACUACGGGACGGAUAAUUUCGACAACGCCUUCAUAAAGCCCUUGCCGUGCACCAAUGAUAAAAACGUAUCACAUCCAUCGAUCGACACUAAGAUCAAGCAAGAACGCUCGAAUCUGCAAGAUUCUUCCGAAAUACCUCCGAUAAUUCUGGACCCUCCACCGCAAGGCAGACGCAGUACAGACAGCACGGUCAAGAAAGCGAGCACGAAGCAAAGUUCGAACGUGGCUCACGGCGUACAAGACAAGAACAAUUUGCAAAACCCGAAAGGCCUGGCGACCAUCCUGCGAUCCUCAGGUCCGCCGCCUUCCCGCACGACGAGCGCUCGACUGCCCUCGCGCAACGAUUUGAUGAGCGAAAUGCAGCGAACAACUUGGGCUCGCCAUACGACCAAAUGACGAAACACUGUCCAGUACAAUAAUGCAAAUCUGCGUGACCUUCGGCUCCGUUAAACGAAGCCGAUAGUUUCGUUAGAAUUCGAAGAAAACGCAAGUCCAAGUAUAUUAUAUUCUAUUAGUCAUGGAUCACGAAGGAAGUUUUACGCGUGGGGCUUGAGAACCUUUGAUUUUUAACGGAUGACAGGAUUUGCAUUUUCUCCUCAAAGAUCGCUCAAAAUCUUAUUUUAAAAUUACUGAAAUGAGUGCAUGAUUUUUCGAUACGUAAAACUGAAUUUACGUUUCGAAAAAUUAUCGAACAAAUUGUCCUGUGAAAAUUUGUUGCCAAUAAAAAGUAUAAGAAUUUUAAGAAUAUAUAUACUUAUAUCUUUUACAAAGAUUUACUAGAGCUCUAAAUCGCUCGGUGCAGAGUCAAUAAAUUAUCAUAGCAUAGCGAUAUUCCUGUGACGAACGUGAGAAUCGUGAUUUGUACAUUCGUUUGCAUCUUACGUGUAACGUGUCUGUAAAGAUUGAAAACGAUAGUCGCGUUCGGGCGAAUUAGUGGACGUAUACCUCACGCAUGUGUCCGAAGAGACAGAUUGUAAUACGUAAUUCGUACAUUUAUUCGUAUCGCGACAUUUACAGUGUACGCCCAGUAUAUAAAAAGUCGCCAUUUAGCGGACGGACUUGUGCCAAAAGUACCAAUCGUCUUAAGAGAAUUUAUUUUCAGUAUAUUUUUAAGUAAUGUAAAAAUAAAGAUAAGCGUGAUCACAGAA